Molecule: messenger RNA, 1127 nt
Organism: Alligator sinensis (Chinese alligator)
Lineage: Eukaryota; Metazoa; Chordata; Crocodylia; Alligatoridae
Gene: DES
Product: desmin
Exons: 7
Biological process (GO): skeletal muscle organ development
Cellular component (GO): cell-cell junction; Z disc; sarcolemma
Source: RefSeq, a predicted model, not a curated record
CAAAUAGCAGCGCCUGGUCCCGUCCCGGACUCCUGCCCGGCUCCAGCCCCAGCCCCAGCCCCAGCCGCCGCCUCGCGCCCACCGCCUCCACCGCCACCAUGAGCCACUUCUCGUCCAGCCAGCGGGUCUCCUCGUACCGCCGCGCCUUCGGCGGGAGCUCCCCGUCCUUCCCGCGCGCCUCCUUCGGCAGCGCCGGCUCCAGCAGCUCCUUGUCGUCCCGCGUCUACCAGGUGUCACGCAGCUCAGGCGCGCCCGGCAUGACGGUGCUGCGGACGUCCCGCACGAUGCCGGGGCUGCGGUCCUCGGCCUACGCCGGCUCGGGCGAGCUGCUGGACUUCAGCCUGGCGGACGCCAUGAACCAGGAGUUCCUGACCACCCGCACCAACGAGAAGGUCGAGCUUCAGGAGCUGAACGACCGCUUCGCCAGCUACAUCGAGAAGGUGCGGUUCCUGGAGCAGCAGAACGCGCUCAUGGUGGCCGAGGUGGAGCGGCUGCGGGGCAAGGAGCCCACGCGCGUGGCGCUGCUCUACGAGGAGGAGCUGCGCGACCUGCGCCGCCAGAUCGACGUGCUCACCGGGCAGCGCGCCCGCGUCGAUGUCGAGCGUGACAACCUCCUUGAUGACCUGCAGAAGCUCAAGCAGAGGCUGCAGGAGGAGAUCCAGCUGAAGGAGGAGGCGGAGAACAACUUGGCUGCUUUCCGCGCUGACGUGGACGCAGCCACGCUGGCGCGCAUUGACUUGGAGAGACGCAUCGAGUCGCUGCAGGAGGAGAUCGCCUUCCUCAAGAAGGUGCAUGAGGAGGAAAUCCGGGAGCUGCAGGCGCAGAUGCAGGAGCAGCAGAUCCAGGUGGAGAUGGACGUGUCCAAGCCGGACCUGACGGCCGCGCUGCGCGACAUCCGUGCCCAGUACGAGACCAUCGCCGCCAAGAACAUCUCCGAGGCCGAGGAGUGGUACAAGUCCAAGGUGUCCGACCUGACGCAGGCGGCCAACAAGAACAACGAUGCGCUGCGCCAGGCUAAGCAGGAGAUGAUGGAGUUCAGGCACCAGAUCCAGUCCUACACCUGCGAGAUCGACUCGCUCAAGGGCACGAACGACUCGCUGCUGCGGCAGGUGCGGGAGGGGGAGGUG